CACUCCCUAAAGUCAUCACCACAGUAUCUAUAGAAACCAAGUGGAAUAAUCAUGGUUUGGCAUUGUGAAAUAUUUCGGUCCGAACCUAUUUGUAAUUUUCCUUGUGUUGAGGUGAAUUAUCACGCGACAUCGUAGUUGUUGUUAUUUUACAUCUUCUUGCUUAACUCUAACUGCUGACAGCGUCCCCUGCACGUCGUCAAAAUGUCACCAGGCUGACGGUUGCACCGCUUGACGGACAGCCGAAUUUAUGGACUACGUUUUAUCUUCUCCGCCAUUUUGAUCGGUGACACCACCGGUCGUCGUCGCCCGCCCGUUGAAGUUAAUUUCGGCCUUUGUCGGUGUGGUCCACAGCGUCUGCAAGACCAGCGCGCACACGGCGAAUGGAUGGUGACGGGAGGACACUGCAAGCGUGAAGCUAACAUACGCCACAAUUGGAAUAGAAGAGCCCCGCUAUGGGCCGCUGCGGGUGACCUCACAGCCGAAUCUUACAUGAUGACCGAGGACAAUGCCGACUGAAAGCUAAGAGCACACAUCGCUGCGGACAUCAGCCAUGUUUUGGAAAUUUGACCUACACACAGCUUCUCACCUGGAGGCGUUACUGGACAAGGAGGAUGUCACGCUUGCUGAGCUCAUGGAUGAGGACGACGUGUUGCAGGAGUGCAAGGCUCAGAACCGAAGACUCCUCCUGUUCCUAUGCCAGGACCAGUGCAUGCAGGAACUAGUUCGCAAGAUUACUACAGAGCCUCCUGCUGGGAUAGAGGAGACCAAGCGAUUCAAGUAUUCAAAUAUCGCAUGUGAGUUGUUGACAAGUGAUGUGGGCGUGAUCAACGACAAACUGGGGAAUGAGGAGCCUCUCCUGGAAAUCCUUUAUGCCUUCCUGGAGCAACCCUCCCCUUUGAACCCAUUACUGUCGUCCUUCUUCAGCAAGACCAUUGGGAAUCUCAUCGCGCGAAAAACUGAGCAGGUGAUUAGUUUCCUGCGGCGGAAGGAGGGAUUUCUCUCCUUGGUUCUAAAGCACAUCGACACGUCAGCCAUGAUGGAUAUCCUGCUUCGGCUUAUCAGCUGUGUGGAGCCGCCCCCUCUUCGACUAGAGACCCUCGCUUGGCUAAAUGAAGAAAAGCUGGCCCAGAGACUGGUCGAAAUCAUUCAUCCUGAGAUGGAUGAAGAGAGGCAGUCCAACGCGUCUCAGACCUUGUGCGACAUCAUACGUUUAAGCAGAGACCAGGCCAAUCAGCUUCAGGAGAUGUCCCAGCCUGACCCGUUGCUGACCGUGCUGGAAUCGCAGGAGUGUGUGGAGCAGCUGCUACGGAACAUGUUCUCCGGAGACAGGACUGAGAGCUGCAUCGUCAAUGGGAUUCAGGUUCUGCUCACUCUGCUGGAAAUCAGGAGGCCUGUCGUGGAUGGUGUAAUGGACACUCAGGGGUUUGAGAGAAGUUACAACAUUAACAGCAGCAUCCUUUUGGCCAUUGAGCCACACUUGCUUCAUUUCCACCAGCUACUUCUCGAGCCUCCCAAACGAAAUCCUAUGCGGACCACUUUGGGUGUGCUGGAGGAACCUUUGGGGAACACGCGGCUACACGUAGCCAGACUAGUGGCCUCCCUGCUCUACACCAGCUCCGCCAGCCAUGCGGUCAUAGCGCAGGAACUCUGCCGACUCAAUACAAUGGACCUGCUUUUGAACUCGUUCUUCAAGUACACGUGGAACAACUUCCUGCACCUCCAAGUGGAGCUCUGCGUGGCAGCCAUCCUGAGGCCCUGUGCUCACGAAAUGAGACUUCAACCAGGGCCCCUUUCCCAAGACAACGUCAAGCCUCCUCAGGACACGUCCCAGGAACAGGUUUUGACGGAGGUCGUAGACACCCAAGACAAUACUGCACAUAAUUUAUUGGUGACUCAUUUGUUUCAGCAUUGCCGCCUCAUUCAGAGAAUUCUACUGGCCUGGGAAGAGAAUGAUAAAACCCAGUCAGAAGGUGGAAUGAGGAGAGGCUACAUGGGGCACCUGACCAGGAUUGCCAACACAAUUGUCCACAAUCUGGAGAAAGGCCCGGUUCACACCCAGAUUAGUAAUCUCAUCAGCGAGCUACCAGUUGACUGCAGAGGGCGCUGGGAGACUUUUGUGAACCAGACACUUUCAUGGACUAACAAGAGAAACACCAUAGAUCUGGUCGGCAGCGGUAAUCCACGGCCUUCCUCGGAAGAUGACGUGGAGAGCCCCUUCCCAAAAGAACUGACGCUCCAGCAGGCUUUUUCGGACUACCAAAUUCAACAGAUGACGGCAAACUUUGUGGAUCAGUUUGGUUUCAACGAUGAUGAGUUCGCCGAUCACGACGACGGCAUUGGGGCAACAUUUAAUCGAAUUGCAGAGAUCAAUAUCAACAUUGAUGUGGGCCAGGACAGUCCCAAUGCAGCUUCGUUUGACGCUUGCGCCAAGGAGAGAAUUCAAGCCUUUGAUGAUGACGAAGAGGACAUCUGGGAGGACAAAGAAUUCAUCUAUGCAACACAAACCAAGUCCAGGAACAGGUUCGGUGGGUCGCAGGUAGCCCAAGGCCAAGCCUCGAGCAAGGCGUGUGAUGGGUCGGCCACUUCUGACAAAGUGGCAAGCUCAGACUCUGAUGAAGGAGAGGAGCUGAAAGGUGACAUCGACCCUUUCUCCAGCCUGUCAGAGGCCACAAAGAACUCCGGCUGGAUUGCAGACUUUGGGGAGGUCAACUCAAAGGCUCCCGCGGCAGGCGUCGGCUUUGCAGCCUGGGACAGUCCCCAGCCCGCCGCCACCGAGACAGACGACAAGGGCUGGGCCAAGUUUACAGAUUUCCAGCCUUUCUGUUGUUCUGAAACAGGCCCCCGAUGCAGCUCGCCUGUGGACUCGGACCUUAGCACCAAACCAAGCCAGAAUCCCUGCGUGUGGAGCAUAUGCGGGGUGAGGAAAGCCCCCCUUGUGGCUUCGGACAGCUCCUCCUCCAGCAGCUCCGACACUGAUGAAGAUGAGAGUAAGACGGGAGGCGCGUCCACCCACACAGAGACCAUCAACACGGCUGAUGGCAAGGAGACCAUCCGGCUCACCGUGGACGCCAAAAACGAGCGCGCCGUCUUCAGCAGUCACGCAGAGAAGACAGCAGAGGACAAAGGGGAAGGAAAUGAGCCGGAUGCGGAAUCUGGAAGGAAACACGGAGACUGUCCCAGUCCAACGAAGACCAGUCCCACCCAGCAGCCUGAUGCUGUCACACAAGAGAAGCAGCCCCCCGCCAACGGACCGGCCUAACCACAUCAUCAUUCUCAACGAUGACCCUUCCACGCACAGCCACACCUUUCUAUGAUUUCUCUCAGCGGACAUGUUUGCCAGCCCAGUGGCACGUCUGAAUUCAUUGCUCGGGAAGCAUGACCAACAGCCAAAUGGGGUAACACAUUAAAUGAGCUGCCCAAAACAAAAACAAAAGUCGGCAAGGGGGGCUUAUCUUGCCCAUGAAUCGGAGCCUGGUUUGAGUCUCCCAGCAAAACAAAUUUUUCAUUUCUGAAAUUCAACAUGUCAUGGGGAUGGAAAGCUGUAGAAGCAUUUAUUCCUCAUCCUUGAUAUCAAGCUGAAGGUCAUAGGGGAAAAAAAAGUGACUAAUAUCGUUCUAUUAGUGCGUGCUAGUUGGUUUACUAGUGUGCUGUAAUGUGCUACUCGUGAGAACAAGAGUGUAUGCGCAUGGACCUUAAAGUACAUAUCAAAGAUACGGUAAGAAAUAUUUUCAACAUCAUGCCCAACUGGGCCUAUUAGAAAUCAUGCGUGUCACUGCUCAAGUUUAAAUGCGUGAGUGUGAGAACGCUGUCUGAGAUGCAGAGGUUACGCAGGUCUGCGUCAGAGGUAUGCCCGAUAUAAAAAGAAAGCACAUUUGUGUAAAACACACGCGCGCACACACACACACACAUACAUACAUACACACACUGUAUUAUUAAAAAAAAAAAACUCCAAAAGACGCACAGGUAUGUUCCCAUUCAUACCUCCUCCCACUCCUCCUCAGAAGCUGUCAGUGAACUAUUGUGAUAUUUGCACCUGUAUUAGAUUGUGGCUACUCUUGGUAAUAAACAUAAUCUAAAUGUAUAACAUACACAUAUAAUCAUAUCUAUUUUUGGAACAAAAGAUGGAGAAACCGAUUGUGUGCGUUGUAUGUGCGUAAGCUGUUGAAAUGAGGCAAUAAUGAGGUUUUGGAAUUCCAGCAGCAAUUCCAGAGGACAGUGUGGGCGUGUGUGUAUGUGUCGCCUUCCAUGUCAUUGGGCUAAUAACGUAGCACAUUAGGCAAUCUGCUGGAAAAUCUAAUCUGUUGCAUCGCCAUUGCCAUGUUGUUACUCAUACGAUGUCAAUGACAAAAUAAAAAUGGCUCGUUCCAAGCAGAAUUCCCCGCACAAUGGCCAGGGAUCUUUGUUUGUACCACUCCAGAGAGUAGAAUGCGUUUAUUCAGGAUAAGGUGUUUGUUUGUCUUUCCACUUGUUUCAGGGCUGGUGGUGACCCUGGUUACUUAUUGGCUCUGUGGAUUUAUUUGCUGGUAGUCCACUUGUGGCAUGCCUGCCACACAGUUCUGGGGUUCAGAGUUCAAAUCUCGGCUCAGGAUCCCCCUGUUUGGAGUUUGCGUGUUCUCCCGUGCUUGCAAAUGCGCGUUAGGUUCAUUGAAGAUGAAAUUGCCCCCAAGUGCGACUGGUUGCUUGUCUAUAUUCCCCUCUAAGAUUGGCUGGUGACCAAGCCAGGGUGUAUGCUGGGAUAGGCUCCCAUAUAAAGACAAGCGUAAUGGAAAAUGGACGAGUAGAAUAAUUUGGGUUGAUCUGAAUCUGAUUCACAAGCGCUUUUGGUGAAGGCUUUAUUACAAUGUUGAAUGGUCCUUAUGUUAUUUACAGUGCACACGUUAGAAUACGCUUUGCUUUCUGCCAAAGCCUUUGAGUAGUUCCAGCUUCUAUUUUGGCAGCCAUUAAAAUCCAAAGCAGGGGUCAGAUUUUUUUUUUUGGUUUUGUUUUGUUUGGUUUUGUCGUAUUUUUUUUUCCAAGAUGAAUGUGACGCUUUUGCUUGUUCCACGUGUGACGUGCACAAAGAAAUCAGGAUUCAGGGAGAAGGAAAAGGGAACUUUUUAACCACUGAAUAUGUCAAACAGUGCAGGAGGUUGCUUUGUCGAUGUGACUGUGUAACAGCACCAUGCUUUGUGGGCAUCUCAGUGGCUGUUGCUCAUUCCAAGGUGUGUGUGCGUGUGUUUGCGGUAGAAAAAAAAAAUCUGUGUUGUAAAAUGCCUUUCUUUUUUUUGGUCUCAAACUCAAGCUAGUGUUAUUUUUUUUAUUUUUUUUUUGAAGCAGUGUGUCCGUUACUCGUUGUGACUUUAGCUUGUAAAUUCAUAUACGAACACAAUAAAUAUGUCCGAAGAAAUGUGA
Hippocampus zosterae (dwarf seahorse) is the source of this 5391-nucleotide messenger RNA. RefSeq names its product protein phosphatase 6, regulatory subunit 2b (gene ppp6r2b). NCBI's taxonomy places the organism in Eukaryota, Metazoa, Chordata, Actinopteri, Syngnathiformes, Syngnathidae. Gene Ontology annotation, molecular function: protein phosphatase regulator activity; protein phosphatase binding. The coding region runs from base 551 to 3259 and encodes 902 amino acids. Gene Ontology annotation, cellular component: cytosol; nucleus. The record is from RefSeq and is a predicted model, not a curated record. The transcript is spliced from 24 exons.